Oncorhynchus gorbuscha (pink salmon) is the source of this 2911-nucleotide messenger RNA. RefSeq names its product probable nuclear hormone receptor HR38. Gene Ontology annotation, cellular component: transcription regulator complex; nucleus. The coding region runs from base 152 to 1921 and encodes 589 amino acids. The record is from RefSeq and is a predicted model, not a curated record. The transcript has 7 exons. Gene Ontology annotation, molecular function: nuclear receptor activity; nuclear glucocorticoid receptor binding; RNA polymerase II cis-regulatory region sequence-specific DNA binding. Gene Ontology annotation, biological process: cellular response to corticotropin-releasing hormone stimulus; regulation of transcription by RNA polymerase II. NCBI's taxonomy places the organism in Eukaryota, Metazoa, Chordata, Actinopteri, Salmoniformes, Salmonidae.
UAUAUUACACUCUACCCGAAGUCUGAAGAUUUCAUUCCCCUUCUGAACUGUAGACAGAGGUUUAAUACACUUGAUGCUUCUCCAUCACUCGGAAUAAAUGAAAAUCUGUCUAAGGAAUUUAGAGGAUUUAUAGAUCAGGUUAGUAAAAGCAAUGCCCUGUGUUCAAACUCAGUAUGGAACUGUGCCCUACGACAACAACUACUUUAUCUCUGAGUUCCUGAAUCCUGACCUCAGUGCUAAGCCAGCCAUGGACAUCGGUGCCCAGCGGGACCAGCUCACCGCCUCCUCCCUCCCCAGCAUCAACACCCUGGUGGGCAGCGGCUACGUGGGCGAGUUUGACGCCUACUCGUGCCAGAUCACCACCUCUGCCUCCAAUAUCCCCUCCGGCCCCGCGGCCGGCGGCAGCUCCAGCCCUCAGGCUCAGCACUCAGCCUUCAAACUGGACGACCUCCAGGUGUACGGCUGCUACCCGGGCUCCUUUGCCCUCAGCUACCUCGACGAGACGCUGUCCUCCUGCGGCUCCGAUUACUAUGGCAGCCCUGCGUCGGCCACCGCCUCCCCACCCACCCCGGGCUUCCAGAGCCAGCCUGGCUCGGCCUGGGACUCCCCCUUCAGCCCCUACUCCCCAGGCCCUGGGUGCUGGGUGGCUGAUAAGUCAGGCUUAGCUCAGCAACCCUCCUUCUUCACCUUCACCCCCCCGGUGGAGCAGCAUUCCCCCCUGGGGCAGCAUCAGGGCCCCCAGCAAGGUGAGGAGGACCCUUUCUUCCAGCCCUCACAGCAGCAUGCCUCCCCUCUCCAUUACACCCCCUUAUCCCUGGACCAGGUGUCCCUGGACAGCCCCGGGCUCAUGGAGGGGCCUAUGUUGUCCCCUAAGAUCUGUAGCCCCGGGGCCAACGAGGGUCGCUGUGCGGUGUGUGGGGACAACGCCUCCUGUCAGCACUACGGGGUCCGCACCUGUGAGGGCUGCAAGGGCUUCUUUAAGCGAACUGUACAGAAGAAUGCUAAAUAUGUGUGCCUAGCCAACAAAGACUGUCCAGUAGACAAGCGGAGGAGGAACCGGUGCCAAUUCUGCCGUUUCCAGAAGUGCCUCGUGGUGGGAAUGGUGAAAGAAGUCGUCCGCACAGACAGCCUGAAAGGUCGCAGGGGUCGUCUGCCCUCUAAACCCAAGACUGUACCAGAGUCAGUGUCCACCACCCCACCCAUCAACAUCAUCACCUCUCUUGUCAGGGCUCACAUAGACUCCAACCCCGCCAUCGGAAAACUGGACUACUCCAAGUACCAUGAGACAGUGGUCAGCCUAUCAGAGAAAGAGGAUGCCAACGACAUCCAGCAGUUCUACGACCUGCUGACUGGCACCAUGGAUGUGCUGCGGAAAUGGGCCGAGACCAUCCCAGGAUUCACCGCCUUCUGCCCAGAAGACCAGGAGCUUCUCCUGGAAUCUGCUUUCGUGGAACUCUUCAUCCUCCGGCUAGCAUACAGGUCGAGUCCUGAGAAGAACAAGCUGAUCUUCUGCAAUGGUGUGGUACUUCACCGUAUGCAGUGUGUGAGGGGCUUUGGCGACUGGAUCGACUCCAUCAUGGACUUCUCCCAGAGCCUCCACCGCAUGAACCUGGACGUGUCCUCAUUCGCCUGCCUCGCAGCACUCGUCAUCAUCACAGAUCGCCAUGGCCUUAAAGAACCCAAACGGGUGGAGGAGUUCCAGAACCGCCUCAUAACCUGUCUGAGGGACCACGUGGCCAGCAGUGGCUCCGACGCUGGGCGGCCCCAGCCCAACUUCCUGUCCCGUCUGCUAGGGAAGCUCCCCGAGCUGCGCACCCUCUGCACGCAAGGCCUGCAGCGCAUCUUCUACCUGAAGCUGGAGGACUUGGUCCCUCCACCACCCAUCGUAGACAAAAUCUUCAUGGAUACCUUACCUUUCUGAAAAGACAGAUAAAAAGAUGAAGAGGAGUGAUUAAGUGAUGAUGCUGAGGGGACAAAAAUAUGAUAAACUGAGGAGGUGAAUAGGGGGCCGUUGUCUGUGUCCAUUACAUUUGGGACUUAUAGGACCCCCCCCACUGAAGUGGCAUCUCCCCUUUCCAGUGCACUGACUUGAUGAAAAGUGUCUGAUUCUGCCUCUGGUCCAGUGUCUAAAAGUGAGGACUUAGACUGUAUUUUUCUCACAUUUAGUUUAAUAACAAAAACCUGUGGGUGACAGAAUUGGAUGUUUAUUUUCCAAUCUGUGGAAUUAUCCUGGACAAUGCAUUCAACAAGAGAGAGGAAGACAUGAGAUAACAUUUCUAGUUUUUGGUCUCUUUUGUAAGUGUGACUUUGUAGAGUGGCUUUAUCGCUAUGCAAAAUGUGUACGUUUGUGUUUUUGCACGCUACAAAAUAUUGAGAGACAGUUGGUGUGUAUGUACAGCUCUGAGGGGGGAAAGCAGGCAUGUUCACACCUGAACACCCACUUAAACCUAAGUUCUCAAAAAUCCUAUUGAGUUUCCAAAUCCCAACACAACUUAAUUUAGUAGCUGUUCAAAGUUGACACAUAGGGAGGCCAACAGUGUCAAACGCUGGAGUCUCCAGUCCACUAGCCUUUCUCAAAGACAACUGUUGCGUCCUACAUUUCAAAGUGAGUAUUUUCAGUGAAACCAUAAUAAUAAUAAUAAUAAUAGCCAUUUGUAGUCCUGAUACCACACAUUUACACCUAUAGAAGUUCGGACCAAAGGGUAGCUGUCUAUCUGUCUGCAGUGACAGCUGGCUAUUGUUGUGACAUUUACAGCUCAUCAACCAUAAAGCCUUAAUGUACUUUACAGGCCCAGUGCAGUCAAAAAUGUGAUAUUCCUGUGUUUAUAUUUAUAUUUUCACACUAUGAGGAUGGAAUAAUACUGUGAAAUUGUUAAAAUUAUGAUAAUGCCCUUUUAGUGUAAGAGCUGCC